Messenger RNA from Anoplopoma fimbria (sablefish), 670 nucleotides. RefSeq names its product phospholipase A2-like. Gene Ontology annotation, molecular function: calcium ion binding; phospholipid binding. NCBI's taxonomy places the organism in Eukaryota, Metazoa, Chordata, Actinopteri, Perciformes, Anoplopomatidae. The transcript has 4 exons. Gene Ontology annotation, biological process: phospholipid metabolic process; lipid catabolic process; arachidonate secretion. Bases 21 to 470 code for a protein of 149 amino acids. The record is from RefSeq and is a predicted model, not a curated record.
UUGCCCUACUGACUUACAGGAUGAAUACCCUCCAGGCUCUGCUUCUCUUGGCCGCGGGCCUCUCUGUUGCCCACUCGUUGGACUACAAGGCUCUGAACCAGUUCAGAAAGAUGAUCCUGUGCCUGAUGCCCGACAGCUGGCCUACUCUCGACUACACCGACUACGGCUGCUACUGUGGAAAGGGAGGCUCCGGCACACCUGUGGAUGAUCUGGAUAGGUGCUGCCAAGUGCAUGACAAAUGCUACAGCGAUUCCAUGCAGCACUCCGAGUGCUGGCCCAUCUUCGACAACCCUUACACCGAGCUGUACAAUUACAGCUGUGACGAGGAAAACAGGAAGGUCACCUGUGGCAACAAAAACAACGAGUGUGAGAUGUUCAUCUGCGAGUGCGACAGGAAGGCCGCUGAGUGUUUUGCCAGAACGCCUUGGAUCCCUGAGCACGAGCACCUGCCCAGUGACCGCUGUCACUAAACGACCAGACAACUGUAUCAGAAUAGGAAUCCAUGCUUCGGCACAAAAUAUUAAAAGAUUUUUUUAGUUUUCACAAGUGACUGAUGAAUUUGCUAAGGAUCUUAGGUGUAUUAGACCGUGUAAUCAUCCAACACUCCAUCCCUGUACUGAAUAAUUCGACCCCAUGAAGCAAUCCUGAGAAUAAACUGAUUUCGAUUGGC